AUGGCGGGCGAUGAAGAUUCUGUGGCGGGCGUGAAUAAACCGUCGGAAAUGGAGGAGGUGACAGCCGAUGCUCUGGCGGCCGUAGGCGCCGAGAAACGCGAGUCGACUCCGGAAUCGGGCCAUUCGGGUUCAAGUGCUGGCGGAGAAAGAGCGGAGGCCGAAGGAGGAGGUCUUCCGGAGAACCAUGCGGCGGAGGGGGAGACGGAGUUCGUUGAGGAUACUGUGGCGGAGAUGCAUGAACUGCCGCCGGUGGUGGAGACGGCGGCGGUGGAGGAGGGUGGCGGUGGAGUGGUUGCUCUCCAAAGCGAAGAUCAGCCGCCAGAAAUUAAUGAUGUGGACGGGGGAGAUGUUGUCAUUGAAACUCCAUUACCGGUGGUUGCUUCCCACGUGGUGGGUGCCCAGGCAGACGGGGAAGGUGUCACUGAAAUGGAUGCCACCCCAUGUGAGGAUCAGGCAGGCGGAACGGAAGCCGGGGGAGAACCUGAAUCAGAAAUGGAUAAGAAAGUGGUUCUUACCGAUUCCAAUCCUCAGAUUGAUGAUGCCGUAGGGGAUGAAAUGCCGGUGGACCUUCUUGUUGAAGUGAAAGCUGACCAAGAUUUAUCCUCACUAGUUGAACCCAAUGUGGGGGAAGCAGAUACUGAGGCAGGUAAUACGAAACAGAUAACUGAGUUCCAAAUGGAUGCAAGAAAAGAUGAUUUGCAGGUGGGUUUUGAAGGAAUGGAGGUUUUGGUUAUUAAAUCUGAGGAGCACGUGACCGAUGGAAAGGAAAAUGAAGCAGCAGGAGUGACUUGUCUGAUGGCUGAUAGUUGUGAGGUAGAGAAUAAGGUAGAGGCAGUGGUGGAGGGUGAUAAAGUCGAUGAGGAGAAGGAGAAGGUCGCUGAUUCGGUGAAUGAUUCAGAAGUUGAAACUAUUGAAAAACCAGCAAUCUUUGAAGAUGAAAAAGUUGACUCUGUGACUCUUGAGGAAACACCAGUCACUGGUCGUGAAACGGAUGUGGAAAUAAAAACUGAGUUAAAUGCACGUGUAGUUGUUACAAGCGAACAAGAGCAGAUUCCUGAAUCAAGCCACCAUUUGAAUAAUCAUGAUGAAGAACUUGAUCAUGCUGAGGAGAAUUUGGCAUCUGGGACUACGAUGGUGGAUGAGAGCAUGACUGUAGAGGUAUCGGGGGUUGACAUGACAGAAAAUGAAGAUGCAGUAGUAAGAAAGAAUCUUCCUGAAGUGGAUGGGAAAGAAGAAACAGAGAUGGGAGAGGAGUUAGAGUUGCCAAGGAAUGAUGUGGCAGAUGAUAAACAGUUGGACGAUGCUGAAUUCGGAACUGAAAAGGGAACAGACGAGUUGGCUGAUAGAACCUCAGAUGAGGAUGGCAAGAUGGAAACAGAGGAAACAAAUAGUGAUGCCGAUGAGCCUGGUCCCGACCUUUAUGAUUCCCCAGCUGCUCUCGAUGAGGAGGAAGAUGAAGCAAUGGCUGUAGAAGAGGAGACUGGAACACAGGACACGGAAAUGGAGACCGAAGCCAAUAUUGCUGACUCAGGGAAAGCAUCUGGAGGGAAGCGAAAGAGGGCAAAAUCGUCGAAAAAUUCAUUAUCAACUCCUAAGGGAACUACAAAAGCUUCAUCAAGGAAGACUGUGGGAGAGGAUGUUUGUUUCAUAUGCUUUGAUGGGGGGGAACUUGUGCUGUGUGACCGGAGAGGUUGCCCGAAGGCAUAUCAUCCAUCAUGCGUCAACAGAGAUGAGGCGUUUUUUAAAUCCAAGGGCCGCUGGAACUGCGGUUGGCACUUGUGUAGCAUUUGUGAGAAGAAUGCCCGCUACAUGUGCUACACAUGUACUUUUUCAUUGUGUAAAAGUUGCACGAAAGAUGCAAUUAUCCUAUGUGUCCGGGGAAAUAAAGGUUUUUGCCAGACCUGCAUGAGGACAGUUAGGCUAAUUGAGAACAAGGAACAGGGAAGCCGAGAGGCUCAAGUAGAUUUUGAUGACAGAAACAGCUGGGAGUACCUCUUCAAGGAUUAUUACAUAGAAUUAAAAUCAAAGCUGUCACUUUCGUUAGAUGAAAUUGCAGAGGCAAAAAAUCCAUGGAAGGGGGCAGAUGUGUUGUCUGGUUCCAGCAAACAGGAAUUAUCUGACGCUCGUGCUGAUGCUAAUGAUGGAGGAUCUGGUUCAGAUGAUUCAAUUGAAAACAGAGAAACUAUUAGGCCUAAAAGAAGAAAGACCAGGAAACAACGGAAGUCCCUUUCCAGAGAAGAGGAUAUAGUUAGCACUGGUGUUCACAACUCUGAAUGGGCAUCAAAAGAGCUACUUGAAUUUGUUUCACACAUGAAAGAUGGUGAUACAUCUUUACUGUCACAGUUUGAUGUGCAAGCUCUUUUGCUCGAGUAUAUCAAGAGAAACAAGCUUCGUGAUCCUCGCCGGAAAAGUCAAAUCAUGUGUGAUGCAAGGCUUACGAAUUUAUUCGGGAAGCCUAGAGUUGCACAUUUUGAGAUGUUAAAACUUCUGGAGUCUCAUUUUCUUGUAAGAGAUGAGCAUAAUGAUGAUUUUCAAGGAAGUGUUGUCGACACUGAGAAUAACCAGUUGGAUGAUGAUGGAAAUGGUGACCCUCAGGCCAAGGGCAGUAAAGAUAGGAAACGCAAAUCACGCAAGAAAGGUGAUCGGGGGCCUCAGUCUAAUCUUGAUGAUUAUGCAGCUAUUGACAUGCACAACAUUGGUUUAAUUUACCUGCGAAGAAAGUUGAUGGAAGACCUACUUGAAGACGCUGAAAUGUUUCAUGAUAAAGUCAUUGGAACUUUUGUACGAAUAAGGAUUUCUGGAAGUAACCAAAAACAAGAUUUGUAUAGAUUAGUUCAAGUUGUAGGCACAAGCAAAGCAGCAGAACCUUACAAAAUUGGCAAAAAGAGCACUGACACUAUGGUGGAAAUCUUAAAUCUAGACAAGACCGAGAUUGUAUCAAUUGAUACCAUCUCAAAUCAAGAUUUCACAGAGGAGGAAUGUAAGCGACUUCGCCAGAGUAUCAAAUGUGGACUCAUCAGAAGGCUGACUGUGGGUGAGAUUCUUGACAAGACAACCGAAAUACAGGCAGCCAGAGUCAAUGAUUGGCUGGAAUCAGAGACCUUGAGGCUGAGUCAUCUACGUGAUCGAGCGAAGAAAUUACAGCUUUUGAAGACUCCCGAAGAGCGUCGACGCAGGCUUGAUGAAUUUCCUGAAAUACACGCAGAUCCAAAGAUGGACCCGAGCUACGAAUCGGAUGAUAAUGACAGUGAAAAUGAAGACAGUAGAAGAGAUGCUUUCAUGAGAGCUAGAGGUAUUAACAGGAGGCCACGGGCCCCAAUCUCUCCUGGAAGUGAUAGCUCCUCGAAAUUAACAAUUAAAAAUUGGGAAUCGACAAAGUAUUCGUUGGGCAGUAGCUUUUCUGCCAACACUACUCAUGUUGGCGAGAUAGUAAACGAUAAUUCUUCUUGGAAUUCGGAAAGUGUUAUUAAAGGUACGGACGGAUUCGGUAAUUUAGAGAAACAGAUUUCCAGUUCUAACCCUGAGCAUAUCGAGCGGGCCCCACGCUCCACUGCUUCAGUGAUGAUAACCCCACAAUCAUCAUCUCUCUCAUCUGGAGGAGCAGCAGUUGAAAUUGCUGCUGUCAAGAUAAACGAGUCGGAAAAAAUAUGGCAUUAUCAGGACCCUUCAGGUAAAAUCCAAGGACCCUUUUCCAUGGUGCAACUGCGUAAAUGGAACAACACUGGUUAUUUCCCGGCCAAUCUAAAAAUCUGGAGAUCCUCCGAGAAGCAAGAGAAGUCGAUACUUUUAGCUGAUGCUUUGGAAGGAAAAUUCCCGAAAGAUUCGCCUGCAACUAAUAAUAAUAAUAAUAAUAAUACCCUUUAUAAUAGCUCACAUUCCUUGGGUAGCCACUCUGUGAAGUCAUCUGAAAUAUCCUUACACAAAGAGAGAUCAUCAAAUUUGGAUCAAAAUCUCGGGUCCCGCACUAGACCAGAACGGUGGCGUGGAAAUGAUUUUACGAACUUGCCUUCUCCAACUCCAAGACAAAGUAAUUCGGGUUGGGAUGUUAAGGAAAGAGGUUCUCUCUCGGUGGCAACUAAUCAAAAUCAAAACCCUGCGAUUAAUGGAGUCCUUGCUUCUCCUACUCCCGUCUCACCGUACAUCGGGACUCGUUCUCCUUCUGUUGUUGCAUCAUCGUCGAUUGUAAAUCCAGCCAUCCAAGCGGCCCCUUUCAGUCCAACCCCCGAUACCCAGCAAGGAACAACCUUGCUGACAUCAGCAGUUCCUCUGCACGCUCAGCCGAAUCUGACGAGCGAACCUCCGGCAGUUUCACCGCUCGCGAUGCAGAUGCCGCCAGCUCAUCUGCCAGCUGGGGGCGUGCAAGCUCAAAACCCUCAGGGUGGUUACGUGUGGGGUCCUCCGGCGGCGGGAAACGCUCCUCAGAAUUCUUCCGGAAGCUUCCAGAACUCGGGCACGCCGCCACCUCCGCCGCCAGCUGGGCUCCAGCCUGAUCCCUGGAGACCUGCUGCUGCUCAGCCGCUUAGUCAGCCAAACAUGUCUCCUUUGCCGUGGGCCGGUGUGGGUGGGCCCACAGAGAACAACGCCACGAACCCUAAUAUGGUCUGGGCCGCGAAUAUGAUACAGCAGCAGCCUAAUAAUAAUCCGAACAUGGGAUGGGGAAGCUGGGGCCCACCACCUGCAGUGCCGGUGCCGAACAACACUUCCAACUGGGGUGCUGUUCCUGCCCCUGGAAAUGUCGGGCCCAACAGCAACCCAGGCCCAGUGCCUGGGUAUGUGAAUCCCGCAUGGGGUCAAGGCCCAAUGGCGGGUAACGGGUGGGGCCCGCCAAGCGGGAAUAAUACAGGGGGCCCACCACCGUCGCUGCCAGGCCCGCCACAACAAGGAAAUAUGAAUCAGGGAGGCUCGUGGGGUGGUGGCAGUGAACAACAGAAUCAGAUGGGUGGUGGUGGUGGUCAGUAUUCUUCGGGAGGAAGGGGUGGUUCGGGCCGAGAUUCGGGCUAUAGGGGCGGUGGGCCCAGGCCUUGGAACAACAACAGGCAAUCGUCGUUUGGAGGGGGAGGUUUGAGAAAGCAAGAUAUGGAAGAAAUCCGCUGCUACACGGUGCUGCCAUGGCGGAAGUGCGACGGUUGA
Molecule: messenger RNA, 5130 nt
Organism: Striga hermonthica
Lineage: Eukaryota; Viridiplantae; Streptophyta; Magnoliopsida; Lamiales; Orobanchaceae
Source: the annotation of a GenBank genome assembly